Molecule: messenger RNA, 5217 nt
Organism: Camponotus floridanus (Florida carpenter ant)
Lineage: Eukaryota; Metazoa; Arthropoda; Insecta; Hymenoptera; Formicidae
Gene: nahoda
Exons: 17
Coding region: 540-4364 (1274 amino acids)
Source: RefSeq, a predicted model, not a curated record
GGCGAGUAGUGGAGACCGAUCCGUCAGUCGACUUACGCGAUUCCGCGCUGGUGGGUCCGUCGCGUUAUCAUCUCCGCUACCUGUUGUUGCCGCUGCAUCCCGUGUGACCCGACUGGUUUCUCUUUCCUCUGCGAUCGCGUAACGCGAACGUCCGGUCGAAAAAAAAACCGAGGCCGACAAGAUGGCCGCGCGCUGAGGAAGCCGUCCGAGUGUCUUGGGGCCCUUCUUCGCGGCCGAGGCCCGCUCCUCGUGACAUUCGCGAGGCGUUUGUUCCCGACGAUGAUGUCGACGUCUCGGGCAGGAUCCCCCGCGGAAGAAGCGUGAAGGACCACGAUCGGCCUCGCCGGAGCGAGCAAUCAGCGACUGGACGCUCAUGCCGGGCUCGGACGGAAGGAUUCAUCUCAGGAGCGCGAGAGGAAAUAUCGCCGGUGAACGCGGAAGCAUCGUCGUGACGUCGUGAAGAAUCCCUCUCUCACCCCCUCCCUUUUGCCGCGUAAACAGAGACUAUUUUCCCUCCUCGAGAGCACCUCGAUAUAAGGAUGACCCGGAGAACGAAAGGGAACUCGACGCUGUUCGCGUCGUGCCUGACGUCGUUGUUGCUGAUGCUGAUGGCGACGUUCUGGCAAACCGCGCGAGCCCACGUGGCACUGACGUUCCCGCCAGCCAGGCAGUACGACCUAGACUUCCUGGAUAACGCCAGGACGCCGGCACCGUGCGGGAUGCCGCGUGGUCACAUCAAGACAUCAUUAUUGGCAGGAAGCAAUUUCAACGUCACGUGGCACCUCGCCUAUCCCCAUAGGGGAGGCUUUCGGCUUCAGAUCUUAGAUUUCUACGAUAGACCUCUGAUCGACCUGACGCCUAUCACACGAAACAGCGAAUUCGUCGAGGACGAUGUUACGGCACAGAGCUAUGCCGUGCACCUGCCGCAAGAUUUCAGCUGCACCGACUGCACCAUCAGACUGCUGCGAGAGGCCGAAGAAUGGGGCUCCAGCUACAGAUUUUGGUCGUGCGCCGACAUUGAUAUUCGUCAGAAGAAGGAUUAUCGAGAGGAUUGUAGCGGUCAUGGACAUUACCUGAGCCAGAGGUGCAGAUGCGAGCGUCUUUAUCACGGCCCGAGGUGCCAAUUCAAGGAGGAAUGCCUGGACGAUUCGGACUGCGGUAUUCAGGGCACGUGCAUCGACAAUGGUGGCACGACCGCGCCUACCAAGCACUGCUACUGCAACACCGGCUGGUUCGGUCCGGGUUGCGCGAAGAGAUCGCCGGUGAAAACCAUCGACGUAGACUUGGACUCGUACACAAUGAAGCGAUUUUCCGAUGACGUCGUAUUUUACUGGAGAAUCUUGAAGGAAAGCAAAGAGCUCGAGGGCGUCCUCAUGGCCAAUUCCACGACGUGGAUCGCCAUCGGAUGGAGGCCCGACAAUUUGGGACCGUCCUGCCGAUCCUUCCCAAUGAUCAGGGAUAUACCCGAGCCACUUCCGCAGCCGGAGCCAAAGCUGGAGCCGAUCGCCGAAACGGAACCGAAAUCGGAACUAGAGCCGGAACCCGUAGCGGAACCGAAACCGGAACCGGAACCGGAACCAGAGCCCAGCAUAGAAGGCGAGAAAUCGAUUGCGAAGAGACGAUCGGCUAAGGCGGACGUUGCGACAUUCGUAACGUCACGACCGGAUGUACAGACCAGUGUGACUUAUCAAGUCAGCACAAAGCUGGGUCGUAAAAGAAGAUCUCCAGAACCAGUCACUGUAUCUUCAAACGGAGAACCAAUCGCCAAGUCCAGCAUUGUCAUCGGGCAAGAACCGAAAUCCGAGCCAGAACCUACCUCUGAGCCAGAACCAAAAUCCGAGCCUGAACCCAGCUCUGAGCCAGAACCGAAAUCCGAACCGGAACCUAGCUCUGAACCAGAACCAAAAUCCGAACCGGGACCUAGCUCUGAACCAAAAUCUGAGCCAGAACCGAAAUCCGAACCGGAACCUAGUUCCGAACCAGAACCAAAAUCUGAGCCAGAACCCAGUUCUGAACCAGAGCCGAAAUCUGAACCAGAACCGAAAUCCGAGCCAGAACCGAAAUCCGAGCCAGAACCGAAAUCCGAGCCAGAACCGAAAUCCGAGCCAGAACCGAAAUCUGAGCCAGAGCCAAAAUCCGAGCCGGAACCAAAAUCCGAACCAGAACCGCGAUCCAAGCCAGAACCCAGCUCCGAGCCAGAGCCAAAAUCCGAGCCAGAACCGAAAUCUGAGCCAGAGCCAAAAUCCGAGCCGGAACCUAAAUCUGAACCAGAGCCAAAAUCCGAGCCGGAACCUAAAUCUGAACCAGAACCUAAAUCUGAACCGGAACCCAACUCGAAGCCGGAGUCAAAGUCGGGAGCGACGAAAGCAUCGCUACCGGCACCAGGACACAAGUACACACCCAAGCACGACUUCAAUCCGAUGGACUGCACGGACAUUAUAAUCGGCAUGGCAAGAGAGACGAAUUAUAGGAUCGGCGAUUAUUACACGAGGGAUCGAUCGACACCUCGCAAGGACGAAUAUUGGGGCGGAAGGGACAGUUUGACGGCCGCGUUCGGUUACGAGCGCGAUGGAGUCACGACGAUGGUCUUCCGCAGGAAAUUGGCCGCCGCGGAGCCGACCGAUCAUGAGAUUCGCGACGGCAAUAUGCAAGUGAUUUGGGCGAAAGGUCAAGAGCCGGGCAAAUACGUGCAUCAACCGGCUAGCGGUAUCGAAAAGGCCAAGGCCAGCGUCAAAGACUUCUACAAGGUCGACGAGCUUAAAUAUCACGGCCAUGGAAUGCAGAGAGGCGCGGUGACGAUGAAUUUCUUUGACGAAGCUAAAAAACCGGAAUUCGCCGGCGGGGUAACAUUACAAGACGGUCGCUGCGGUGGUCAAUGGCGUUAUCCGAGAAAUUGUUCGCCGGAGAAUGGCACUUGCGAAUACGCUAUACAAUGGACGUACAGGGGUAAAAAGGAUUUGAUAACCUUCGUAAUUUCCACGACGAAUACCAAUACAUGGACCGGAGUUGGAUUUUCCGAUGACAGCAAAAUGUCGCAAACCGAUGCUGUGCUUGGCUGGGUCGACAAGACGAACGGUCGGGCUUUCUUGAUGGACACUUGGAUCAGUGGUUACAACGCGCCGUUGCUAGAUCCAUCGCAAGACGUUUAUAACAUCAGCGGUCGUAUCGAGAAUGGCGUAACUACUCUUGAAUUCUCGAGAAAGCGUGUUACGAAGGACAGCAAGGAUCUUUCGUUCACGGACGAUCACUGUCUAUACAUGAUGUUCCCGGUAAAAGGUGGCUCAUUCAAUCCGAUCAAUAAGAAGAUCCGGAAACAUGACGCAAAUCCAGUCGUUUCGUCGGAUAGAAUAUGCAUCAAGUCAUGCGGCUUAGAAGAGAUUGAAGAACAAACCACGCCCGCGCCACCGAGAUUGCAUUACGAUAUUGAAGUCAAACUCGUUAAUCUGGGCGACGGAUUUAAAACUCCCACACCCGGUAGUCCCGACUUCGAAGUGAUCUCUAACAGGAUAUCAGACAGCUUCGGACCAGUCUUUGAGAAACUGCCAGGCUAUUAUCAAGUUCGACUUGACGAAUUACGAAAAGACAACGAACAGGGGGUGAUUGCCCGCAUGAAUCUGAUUCUUGACAAGAACGAAGCUAAGGGCAGAUCCUUGAAAGCUGCUGACACCGGGAUAGAAGCGGAAAAAGCGUUACGCGAAGCGCUGGUGACUGGCAAAGUCGGAGCACUCAGCGUCGAUCCGCAGUACUUAGUAAUCAGAGCACCCCGAGUGAACGAUAUUGAGGCGGAAGAUGAAGAUGAUCGCUCAACCUCAGAUAUAUUUCUGGGCACGACGAAGCUCUAUAUCAUCGUCGGUUGUGUAGCAGCGUUGCUGGCCCUUGCAUUGUUGCAGGCUAGUUGCACUCUCUAUAGAAGCUCGAAAAGACGAACAACUAAGGAACGUUUAAUCGCUAAUGCCUGGAAGGACUAUGCUUCCGGCGCCAACACAAACUUUGCAUUCGAAGCAUUUGAGACGGAGGAGAAGGCGCCACCGCCGCCGGUUUCCAGCUUGCCGAGGUCCAGAGAGAUGAUGACCAGCAACGGUAUGACUGUCAUGAACGGUACCGAUACCGUCGAGGGACCAAAUAGAAUGGUCGGGCCUAGAGCAACCUACAGUUUACCUCGCGCGCCCGGUGCCAGACACUCUGCGCCCAUCCAACCCGGGUACUACACGCAAGAUCGCAGGGAUCAUUACGGGCGUGCCAGGAGCGUGCACAAUCCAGCGGGUCCUCAAACAAACCAGCCAGACUUUUACUUUAUGCCCAGUCAGCGAAAGUACAGCGGCGAGGUCGUGCGCGUUUAUGUAGAUUACGGCAGCCAGAAGUAACGAGGGGAUUUAGACCGUGAAUCGCGCGAUAGAACGAUUUAACCGAGAAGCCUCACCGAAGCGACUUGUGUAUAUCUGAUAUAUAUAUAUAUCUGAAUUAGUGACAGAGAACGCGAAGAAAAAGACUUGCAGCCUUCGCGCGGUGCUAUUAUCUCUAUUUUCUUUCCCUUUUUUCGCGACUUCCCUUUCCCGAAAAUCCGUUUGACGAAAAUACCGAAGAGGGAAGUCCCCGUACGGAAGCAUAGAAGUGGCGCUUUACGACCAAAGAAAGUUAUUUUAUAGGGCGCACGCCUUAUAAUCCUGUACAGAGCGCAUAAACUCUUGUUAAAACUUUUGUGCUUUUGUAGUGGAAAAAUGUAUAGUUAUGUAAGCCUAUGUAGUUGAGAAUCUGACACUCCAAGGACCCCUAGAUCUUAGUGAUAAGUAUGCGAAGAUUUUCAAGAGUAAUCCAACAAUCUUAAAAUUUAAUAUCAAGAAAAUAUGGCGUUUUAAAGUUAUAGAGCAUAUACAGAAAUCUUAAAUUAAUAAGAUCCAACUGUUUUGAAAUUGAAGAUCCAGAAAGUCAUCUAAAGUAGUAUUUCGUUCGAUGGAUUACGCGCAAUAAUAUAUCAACACAUGCCCAAUAAAUGCAUCUACUUAAAAAGAGCAAGCAUGGACGUUUAAACAAUAAAAUAUUUGUACAUUUCUAGAUGGAGUUAAUGCGUCCUGUUUCUUUGAUAGAUUACCAUUACUUAUCAUCAAAAUAUUAUAUCUACGUCUACAAAGAACAAGAAUGUCAUAGAAGAAGCGACGAUACACACGAUAUAACGAUAAAAAUAAACAUGCGCAGUAUAUCUGCGAUAAUUGAAACAAU